Messenger RNA from Fulvia fulva, 411 nucleotides. RefSeq lists its product as uncharacterized. Lineage: Eukaryota; Fungi; Ascomycota; Dothideomycetes; Mycosphaerellales; Mycosphaerellaceae. The transcript is spliced from 2 exons. The coding region runs from base 1 to 411 and encodes 136 amino acids. The record is from RefSeq and is a predicted model, not a curated record.
AUGAUCACAGGCAUAGCACACAUAAACCUCCUCGUCCCAAUCGGAACCCUCGACCAAGCCGAAGCAUUCUACGGCAAAACCCUAGGCCUCACACCAAGACCCGGUCCAGAGGGAUGGGCAGGCCGACUAGCUUGGUUCGACAUCGGCACCUCAGGCCAACAAGUGCACAUCGCCUUCGGCGAGAAUGAGAAUCUGAAAUCAUCUCGACACCCCUGCUUCAAGAUCGAGUCUCCCGGUGCGCUUCAAGAGCUCAAGCAGAAGGUAUGGGAGCAUCAUCUGAAAGGCGACGCCGCAGGGCCGAAAGAAGCGGAUGAACCUGGAGCGCAGAAUUCAGGGAAUCAGGGGAAGGGGUAUCCUACUCGGUUUUUUGCUCGGGAUUAUGCUGGUAAUAGGUUGGAGUUCAGUCUGUGA